AUGAGUGAAUAUGAAGAACGUUUCUGGGGUAUCGGAUAUGGUUUAGGAUUUACGAAAAAUAACUCCGAUGCCUGGGACACAGACUGCUGGAACGGGAAGAACGUGCUGGGCUACAUUCUGACCACUGUCAGAGAUGGACUUAUGGAAAAGGAGAAGAGGAAGACAGAAUUGGAUGUGGAAGGUGUGAGUCUUCAGGGCACACUUGGGGGUGAAUGGAAACAGGAUGGGAAGACAAUUCUGAUGGAAGAAAGCUGGACUAUGAAUAAAGCUAUGGUAGGUGGAGAAGAAGGGAACAUUAAGGAAGUUGAACCGACAUCUAAAGAUGAAGAAAGAGUAGUAAGUAUGAAAAUAGGAAGAACAGAUGAAAGCAGACUACUUGGUGGACAGGAUGUGAAGGAGAAUUGGGAUGAUGAAAUGGAAGAAGUCACUUCCUCUCAAGAUUGUGAGAGUGAGAACAAAGAUGCUCAUACCGCAUUUGGUUGUGACAAGGGCAUGAUGGAAAAGGAUCAGAGAGCAAGGAACAGCGUAGGAGAGGAAGACAAGUUUGAGCUUGUCCCGGUUAAAGGAGAGGAUGGUGGCACUGAGGAACAGGAUGUAGGCGGCCUAUACAACACAGACGUGGGUGAGGGAAACUCGGUGGAACAACAGAAGGUGGAGAAGAAUGAUGGAAAGGAACUGGGGAAGAUUCAGGAAGUGAAGACAACAGAAGAUGUCACGUCUGUGCCUGAUACCUCAAAGGAAUAUGAUGACGAAGGGAGGACGAUACAUGAGAGAGAGGAGAAGAAAAGUAAUGGCACAAUGCAGGAAGUGAAGACAACAGAAGAUUUCACAUCUGUGCCUGAUACCUCGAAGGAAGAUGAUGACGAAGGGAGGACGAUACAUGAGAGAGAGGAGAAGAAAAGAGAGAGGAGAAGAAAAGUAAUGGCACAAUGCAGGAAGAGAAGACAACAGAAGAUGUCACAUCUGUGCCUGAUACCUCAAAGGAAGAUGAUGGACGAAGGGAGGACGAUACAUGGGAGAGAGGAGAAGAAAAGUAAUAGCACAAUGCAGAAAGUGAAGACAACAGAAGAUUUCACAUCUCUGCCUGAUACCUCAAAGGAAGAUGAUGACAAAGGAGGACGAUACAUGAGAGAGAGGAGAAGAAGGGAGGACGAUACAUGA
Messenger RNA from Haliotis rubra (blacklip abalone), 1161 nucleotides. RefSeq names its product golgin subfamily A member 6-like protein 6. The coding region runs from base 1 to 1161 and encodes 386 amino acids. The transcript has a single exon. NCBI's taxonomy places the organism in Eukaryota, Metazoa, Mollusca, Gastropoda, Lepetellida, Haliotidae. The record is from RefSeq and is a predicted model, not a curated record.